AUGGGCGAAAAAUUUGUACCUGACAAGGAGCUUCGCAAAAUAAGUAUAUUCUCGUUUAUUGGACUAAAUUGUGCUAAAACUGAAAUCAAACGGGAACUCCUAGCCCAUUUUGUAAAUAAAUUGUCUGCAAUAAAAGAAUCAGACAAUGGUCUCGCACCUACACCACUAUGGAAUAUUGCAGCGGAUAAACAGGCCAUGCAGCAGGAGCAGCACUGCAGGCUUAAAAGUAGCAACGUUCUUCUGACGUACAUUUUCUCUAAAAAGCUGGCUACUAUCACUACCAAAACUAGGUAGGA
This is a messenger RNA of Strongylus vulgaris, 296 nucleotides long. The record is from the annotation of a GenBank genome assembly. Lineage: Eukaryota; Metazoa; Nematoda; Chromadorea; Rhabditida; Strongylidae.